CAGGGCUGAGUUAUUUCCGACAGGCCGUUGGAUCCAAUAGAAGACUUGUCCCUGCGUCAAGACCAUGGGUCAGAAACAAGAACAAAUCUGGCGAUACUUUGCCAAGCGUCCCAGUCCUUAACAAGGCGCGACUACGCUGCUUUCGCGUAGAAUUCCGCCAACCUCCAGGCAUUGUCAGCCACCAAUGGCCUGUGCGGCUCAACUUGUCUGCAAGAUGCGCUGGACAGCCGUGCGCCGCUCGCCUAACAGCCAGACAUGUAAGUCGCGAUUUCCCCUUUCGCGGGCUGCUUGAGCAACCUCUCGCCCUCACUCAAAGAGCUCUCCUCUCUCGAAUCGAACACAGCAUAUCCCGUCUCCUCCAAAGCCCCACAAAAAAGUCCAGCAAUGUCUCUACUUUUCUCAGCAACCCUCCUUGCGACUGUCGCCUCAGCUCAGUUGACGACGUCCAUUUGGCUACCUGGUGCUGCGAAUGCAAAUCAGAGUUUCGUUGGUUCCGUUGUCGCACAGCAAGAUGAUCGCACCACCCUGUCACUGGCCUUCAACGGAGGUGCCAUCGAGUCCGAGUACUACGGGCAAGGACCCGACAUUGUGACCGUAGGAGGCACUACUUAUGUCGCUUACGAGGCAAGUGCGACCGACGAGGAAAGCGACUUUACGGUGACCGUAGCCCUUGCAUGCACGCGGGAGAAUGGCGACGCAGUCCCAACCUGCACCGCUACCACGCGAGGUGACGGACCCGAGAACAGCAUCCUAGCAUCCGACAGCGACUCUCCACAGACCACUAUGACUAUGAGCGGCGACGAACAGUACUACUUGAACAACUUCAAGCUCGUUAUCACAGCCGGAACGGAGAAGCUCAGUGCUUCGGCAGCCGCUACACCUACCGGAAGCACAGCCCAAUCGACCGGUACACAGUCGACAGUAGGAUCAAUAGUAUCUAGCGGAGCAAGUUCUCAGGUUGUCCAGGCCACAGGUGCAGCAGUCCCAAUGCGUUCGAUGGCACCUGUCUUGGCAGGGAUGGGCGCAGCAGCAGCCUUCUUUGUUUGAUACCGACACAGCAGACGUUUGUUACCAUAUGCUAUGUAUAAGCUUGCGUUCAUCUGUAGUGCUUCAUGAUUUACUCGAGCACGCUACGUAUAGUCUUAAUUCUUCA
Messenger RNA from Boeremia exigua, 1153 nucleotides. RefSeq lists its product as uncharacterized. The transcript has a single exon. The coding region runs from base 385 to 1047 and encodes 220 amino acids. NCBI's taxonomy places the organism in Eukaryota, Fungi, Ascomycota, Dothideomycetes, Pleosporales, Didymellaceae. The record is from RefSeq and is a predicted model, not a curated record.